Molecule: messenger RNA, 3086 nt
Organism: Nannospalax galili (Upper Galilee mountains blind mole rat)
Lineage: Eukaryota; Metazoa; Chordata; Mammalia; Rodentia; Spalacidae
Gene: Gja1
Product: gap junction protein alpha 1
Exons: 2
Coding region: 218-1366 (382 amino acids)
Biological process (GO): cell-cell signaling; heart development
Cellular component (GO): connexin complex
Molecular function (GO): transmembrane transporter activity
Source: RefSeq, a predicted model, not a curated record
CAAGUUAGAAAAACGCUUUUACGAGGUAUCAGCACUUUUCUUUCAUUAGGGGGAAGGCGUGAGGAAAGUACCAAACAGCAGCAGACUUUUAAACUUUAAAUAGACAGGUCUGAGUGCCUGAACUUGCCUUUUCAUUUGACUUCAUCCUCCAAGGAGUUCCACCACUUUGGCGCGCCUACUUCACUUCCAUUAAGCGAGCGAGAGUUGCCCAGGUGACAUGGGUGACUGGAGCGCCUUAGGGAAACUCCUGGACAAGGUCCAGGCCUACUCCACUGCAGGAGGGAAGGUGUGGCUGUCAGUCCUCUUCAUUUUCAGAAUCCUGCUGCUGGGGACAGCGGUGGAGUCAGCUUGGGGUGAUGAGCAGUCGGCCUUUCGCUGUAACACUCAGCAGCCUGGUUGCGAGAACGUCUGCUAUGACAAGUCCUUCCCCAUCUCUCAUGUGCGCUUCUGGGUCCUUCAGAUCAUAUUCGUGUCUGUGCCCACACUCCUGUACCUGGCUCAUGUGUUCUACGUGAUGAGAAAGGAAGAGAAACUGAAUAAGAAAGAGGAGGAGCUCAAAGUGGCCCAGACGGAUGGUGUGAACGUGGAGAUGCACUUGAAGCAGAUUGAAAUCAAGAAGUUCAAGUAUGGGAUUGAAGAACACGGGAAGGUGAAGAUGAGAGGGGGCCUGCUGAGAACCUACAUCAUCAGUAUCCUCUUCAAGUCGGUCUUCGAGGUGGCCUUCCUGCUGAUCCAGUGGUACAUCUAUGGCUUCAGCCUGAGUGCCGUCUACACCUGCAAACGAGACCCCUGCCCCCAUCAGGUGGACUGCUUCCUCUCCCGUCCCACAGAGAAAACCAUCUUCAUUAUCUUCAUGCUGGUGGUGUCCUUGGUGUCUCUUGCCUUGAAUAUCAUCGAACUCUUCUAUGUCUUCUUCAAGGGCGUUAAGGAUCGUGUGAAGGGCAGGAGUGACCCUUACCAUGCCACGACUGGCCCUCUGAGCCCCUCUAAAGACUGUGGAUCUCCAAAAUACGCCUAUUUCAAUGGCUGCUCCUCUCCAACCGCUCCUCUCUCACCUAUGUCCCCUCCUGGGUACAAGCUGGUUACUGGCGACAGAAACAAUUCUUCCUGCCGUAAUUACAACAAGCAAGCGAGUGAGCAGAACUGGGCUAAUUACAGCGCCGAGCAAAAUCGAAUGGGUCAGGCAGGAAGCACCAUCUCCAACUCCCACGCCCAGCCUUUUGAUUUCCCCGAUGAUAACCAGAAUGCCAAAAAAAUUGCUGCUGGACAUGAGCUCCAGCCAUUAGCCAUUGUGGACCAACGACCUUCAAGCAGAGCCAGCAGCCGUGCCAGCAGCAGACCUCGGCCUGACGACCUGGAGAUCUAGCCAGGCUUUUGAGCAUCAAGAUGCCACUCAUUGUGGAGGAGGAAGAAAAGGUGCUAUAGAAAGCGCACCUGAGGUGUUCAUUUUGUUUGGUAGAGGUGGUACUCAACAGCCUUAGUCAUGAGGCUUAGUAAACAAAGACAUUACAAUACCUAGGUUCUUUGGGGGUGUCUGGGAUAGGUGGGUGGAGCAGGUGGCGAUAAGGGAGGUACAUGCUGGUAUUUAAUGUAGUAGAUUCAAGGAGCUUAAAUUCUAAAUAAGAUUCACAUUGGGUGAACAUAGGUAAGGGCUUUCUCCUUCCCCCCACAGCCAAUACCCCUAAGAAUGGUUCUGUAUAUGUGAGAGAAUGGGUGAUAAUUUUUAUCUUUGUUUUUUUAUCUUUGUUUUACCAAGAAACUGAAAUAGCUUUGGCCACAAAUAAAUACUUCCCCAACUUUGUAUUUUCUUUCAGCACAAAAAGACAGAACAUUGUCCUGUCCCUGAUAAAACAUUCCAUUGUUAAAAUUUGCACUUUGAAGGUAAGCUUUCUAGGCCUUGACCCUCCAGGCGUCAAUGGAUUUAUGCUAAUAUAUAUAUAUAUUUUUAUUCCGAUUAUCAAUUACAAAUUCAGACAAGGCUCACAGAAAAAGAUUUCCCAUGCAUUUGCAUCUCAGCUGGUUCUUCACAUCCGUUCCACCAUCACGUCACCAUCACUGGUUCAUCAUUCCUCAGCUGCUCCUCACGUUCACCGGAUGGUUUCUGUCAACAUUUUUUAAAUAGGAUGUCAUUUAGUGGUUUCUUGUUGAAUUAGCAUCAGGGAAGCAAGCCAUGGUCAAUGUUUAACAAUCACUUCUCUGUGUGUAUGUGCAGGUGUGUGUGUAGUGUGUUUUAUUUUCAUUAUUGGUACAAGCAGAUACAGUAUAGACUCACAAUUUCAGAUUUGAAUCUAAUGCACACACAGUGUUCAAAUUAACCUUCCUCAUGGGUUUUUGUGGUGUGGGCCAAUAUGGUGUUUACAUUAUAUAAUUCCUGCUGUGCAAGUCAAACACAACUUUUUUCCUAAAAUAUUUUUUUCCCAUGUAUCCUAUUAUGGAUACUGGUUUUGUUAAUUGUGAUUAUUUUUUUCUCUUUUUUAGAAUGUAGCAGUAAUGCUAUUACUGAAAUGAAUGAUUUCCUUUCUCUGAAAUAUAAUCAUUGAUGCUUGAAUGAUAGAAUUUUAGUACUGUAAACAGGCUUUAGUCAUUGUGAGAGAAUUAGAAAAAAUGCUUAGAGUGGACUAGUCAAGUGCCUAAGUGAAUUCUGCAGUAACUGGUAUUCUGGUUUUGUCCUACUUAACUAUACAUUAAUUCAAAACUUGUAUUCCAAGUUUGACAGUCUUAGCGUGACCAGCAACUUUGUUUGCACUAAGAAUUUAUUUGGAAUGCAAGAGGGGUUGAAAGAGGUUUCCGUAGUACACAUGUAACUAAUUUAUUUGAACCAUAUGCUAAAGACAUCUACCAGUUUCUUCGAGUGCCUGUUUUGUAGUUCAUCACAGAUGAUCGGUGAAUGUUGAAUUUCAUACUUUUCUUGCAUGUCAGCUACAUAAAUGGUUUUGUACAAUAGAAAAAUACUAAUUUGUUUGACAUUCCAUGUUAAACUACUGUCAAGUUCAGCUUCAUUGCAUGUAACGUAGACCUAGCCCAUCCAAUCAUGUGCUCUGGAGAGUGUUCUUUAUUCAAUAAAGUUUUAAUUUAGUAUAAAGAUA